AUGGCACAACUUCCUUACGCGAUCGACGCGGAGACGCCUCUCAACCCCGCCGAGCUGGCAGUACUUCGGACGCAGUACGAGCGGGAAGGGGACAUGGUGGGCCUCCAGACAAAGUUCAACUACGCCUGGGGACUCGUCAAGUCUAGCACCCGCCAAGAGCAGCAACUCGGCGUGAUGUUGCUCGCCGAAAUCUUCCGGGUAUCCACCGAGCGACGCCGCGAAUGCCUCUACUACCUCGGGCUGGGUAACUACAAGUUGGGCAACUACGGCGACGCGCGAAAGUACAAUGACAUCCUGCUAUCUAAGGAGCCUGGGAACCUGCAAGCGCUGAACCUGCAGUCGCUGAUUGACGAGAAGGUGGCAAAGGAAGGGCUCAUGGGCGUGGCCAUCGUCAGCGGUGUUGCAGUUGUGGCCGGCAUCGUCGGCGGCGUGCUGCUCCGGAAUCUGGGGCGGAAGAGGUGA
Chaetomium fimeti is the source of this 462-nucleotide messenger RNA. RefSeq lists its product as uncharacterized. Lineage: Eukaryota; Fungi; Ascomycota; Sordariomycetes; Sordariales; Chaetomiaceae. Gene Ontology annotation, molecular function: protein binding. The record is from RefSeq and is a predicted model, not a curated record. Gene Ontology annotation, cellular component: mitochondrial outer membrane; peroxisomal membrane. Bases 1 to 462 code for a protein of 153 amino acids. The transcript has 4 exons. Gene Ontology annotation, biological process: mitochondrial fission; peroxisome fission; autophagy of mitochondrion.